GUGGCCGUACCGCCACACACCGUCGGUGUGCUCCCCAUCUUCUCCUGUCACGGUACAAGCCUCCUGCCAAUAAGACAGCCAUGGAGACUAACCUGCAGAAGAGGAAGGAGAACCGCAAGGCGCUGCGCAUCAAAGUCAUCAGUAUGGGCAACGCUGAGGUGGGCAAGAGCUGCAUUAUUAAGCGUUACUGCGAAAAGCGAUUCGUCCCCAAGUAUCAGACGACUAUCGGGAUAGAUUAUGGGGUCACUAAGGUGCAAAUCAGAGAGCGAGAGAUAAAGGUUAAUAUAUUCGACAUGGCGGGCCACCCUUUCUUCUAUGAGGUCCGAAACGAGUUCUACAAGGACACGCAGGGGGUGAUCCUGGUGUAUGACAUCUGUCUGAAGGAGUCUUUCAACAGCCUGGACGCCUGGCUGUCUGAGAUGAAGCAGGAGCUGGGCCCGCAGGGGAACAUUGACAACAUGGUCUUUGCUGUCUGUGCAAAUAAGAUUGACUGCACCAAGCAUAGGUGCGUGGACGAGAGCGAGGGGCGACUCUGGGCCGAGAGCAGGGGCUUCCUGUACUUUGAAACUUCUGCGCAAAGUGGGGAAGGAAUCAACGAGAUGUUCCAGGCUUUUUACUCGGCCAUCGUGGACUUAUGUGACAACGGCGGCAAGAAGCCCAUGUCCUCCAUUAACAUCGGGUUCACCAAAGAGCAGGCGGAUUCUAUUCGGCGGAUUCGCAACAGCAAGGACAGCUGGGACAUGUUGGGGGUGAAGCCGGGGGCCACCAGGGAAGAGGUAAACAAAGCAUAUCGGAAGCUCGCUGUUCUUCUCCACCCGGACAAAUGCGUGGCCCCUGGGAGCGAAGACGCCUUUAAGCGUUGUUAACCCCGACGGCAUUACUGAAAACAUAAAAUAGAGCGUGGAUACGACUUACAGUCACCCUGAGAAUCCUAACCCCUACACGCCCAGCACUAAAAGAUUGUACGAGGGCUCCGUCGCCCCCUGUGGACAAUACAACCGCCAUAUUUAUGUUACUUUAUCGACUGCAUGCAGACACGAAGUGGACGGGUUCCAUUGCCGCUCUUAGUGGGGCGGCAACUAUGCAGAGGCGGAGCCUGUCUCGCUCAGCGUGGGCAGGUCUAGCCGUAUAAGCACAAGCCGUUACAUAGCUUCGGUCCCUCUGUUAUCUCCCUGUUGUAUUCGUUGUCCGUCUUGUGAGCAAGUCAGGAGAGGAAGAGCGAUUUCUAAUUGAUGCAGAGUAGAUGAAACAUUAUUUAUUAUGUUCUUUCCCCUAUUGACCGGGCAUCGUGGUCAGAGUAGAUAUGAUGUAUAUUAAAUAGGCACCUAUAGAGCCAUGAGUCUCAUGUGGUACUGGGUUAUUUAGGAAGUCUAGGGGUUGGGAAGCACCCUGAGAGACACAAUAAAAUAUAUAUA
This is a messenger RNA of Bufo bufo (common toad), 1415 nucleotides long. RefSeq names its product DnaJ heat shock protein family (Hsp40) member C27 (gene DNAJC27). Lineage: Eukaryota; Metazoa; Chordata; Amphibia; Anura; Bufonidae. Gene Ontology annotation, molecular function: GTPase activity; GTP binding. The record is from RefSeq and is a predicted model, not a curated record.